Micropterus salmoides (largemouth bass) is the source of this 4719-nucleotide messenger RNA. RefSeq names its product MORN repeat-containing protein 4-like. The transcript has 5 exons. The record is from RefSeq and is a predicted model, not a curated record. The coding region runs from base 144 to 686 and encodes 180 amino acids. Lineage: Eukaryota; Metazoa; Chordata; Actinopteri; Centrarchiformes; Centrarchidae.
ACACUGAGGCAACUCUGCCAGAAACUAGCAGCUACGGAAAAAGCGAAAUUGUCGCUGAGAGGAGCAGAAAUCCUCCAACUGCCGCGUUCGUUUAAGUGAUGUAGAGACAAAGGACUGAGUUACUCUUUAAUAAAACAGGACCCAUGACCCUGACACGAGGUUCCUUCAGCUACUCCAAUGGUGAGGAGUACCACGGCGAAUGGAAAGAAGGCAAGACUGACCUGCUCACUCAGCUGUCCAUCCUCCAUCACUGGCUAAAUUUGCAUGCAGAACAGAAGUGUUCUUAUAAUGCCAGACAAUUAUAUGCAUGUCUGCGUCAUGGCCUGGGUCAGCUGACCUUCAGCGAUGGGACGUGCUACACUGGUCAGUUUGAGAACGGCCUCUUCAAUGGCUGUGGGGUGCUGGUCUUUCCUGAUGGUUCUAGGUAUGAAGGUGAAUUUGUGCAGGGCAAAUUUCAAGGCGCCGGCGUCUUCACUCGCUUCGAAGGGAUGAGGUUUGAGGGCGAGUUUAAAAGCGGCUGUGUGGACGGCUACGGAGUGCUGACGUUUUCGGACAGAGGCCCCGGCGGCGGCGGCAGCCAUGAGGGCCUGUUUGAGACCAACCAGCUGGUAAGGAGGGAGAACAGCCAGGGAGCUGUGCAACGAGCGCAAGCAGCAGCCGCCAAGGCCCGAGCUCUGGCCAUGUGACCUGGACUACAUCAACCACAGUGCCCCACUACCAGGAUCAUCCUCCUCCCUUCAUCCUCCUCUUGGUUUGAACAGCUGAUUAUUAUUGAUGAAGAGAUUAAUUUAAUAAUUUUCUUCAGUUUCCUUGUGAUGCAGUUUGUUUGACUCCUUUAAUUUAACAUGUAAAGCAUUUUUUAAAGAUUUUUGUGUAGCAUUUUUUUUAAAGAUUUUGUUCUUUCACAUAUCAUUUUCUUUCUCACAUCUAUACCCUGCAGUAUUCUCUGGAGCAAAAAACAGUGGCUCCAGUAAGAUGAUAUGUAGGGGCUGUAUAGAAAGCCACUGAUUCAGGAUCAGUUGAGCCGAACACAGAUUAAACACACUGGUGCUAAAUCUGCUUCAGGCUUAUCUGACCUGACAAAACACAACUCUAGAUUCAAAAGUGCAAAAGAUCUUUUUCCAGUAAACACUGAUUUGGUGAUUUUCACGUCCAGACAUCUGUUUAAAUUGGGCUAAAUUUAGUUAAAAGGUUUCAGUUUUUCAGAAAUCUAGUUUUGAUAGCAUUGAAUCCACUUAUCAAAUCUGAAUUCUAUCAAAUCCCUAGUUGAAUCGCUUAUUGAUUCUAAUUAGGUUCAGUUUUAAAGUUAUGAAUUACUAAAACUCAAAGAAUGAAUUUAGGCCUGUACUUAUAUUUUGUUCCCUCAGAAGGAAGAACUUUUUUAGUGGCAGCCUAAUUAAUGUUGAAAACUUGUGGCUACAACCCGAAAAUGAAAUGAGGUGCAUAAGAUAAAAAUGUGUCUGACGAGUUGAAAUAACAGCUGGAGCUUACUUUCUUCGCACACCUUAUCAUUAACAAGUCACUUGCUGUAAAUUGUGGAGGUCCCAAUUAAAAACUAAAAAGUUUAUAUCAUGUGCAUAAACGAUUCUGACUCCUGAAACUGCAGUGACGAGAUCUGUGAGAUCGUUUCUGUAGAGAAGAGGCACCACUCUGUUGUUCUGGUUACACUGCAAAUACUGUAGUGAAGGUGGGGCUUUAUUGUCUAUUGCAUAUUAACCAGACAACAGCAAGAAAUACAAUUUUAGCUUGAUGUAGUUUCUUACACAAUUUACUUUAAUUAGUGACGGCUAAUAUAACCUGCAGUUGGUGAUGUUUUGUCAUUUUGACCUGAGUGUGUCAUAUGCUGUACAGAUAGAAAAGGCCUUUGAGGCAAAGUAAUAAUUUGAGCUAUAUAAUUAAAUUUUUGUGUGUAGGUGACAAAGAGCGUUCGAUUUAGACCGAGCAUGCACAAAUUUCAGUUUGUCUACAGAAACAGCAUACAGUGCAACAAAUGUGGUGGAAAGAUUUUCCAAAAAUUGAAUGAGGGAAAAUAAAUUUGAGCAGGAAGUUAUUUUAUUUAACUAAACUCUUAUCAAAAUAACUGGCACUUGUCUCUGUUUUCCCUAUAGUUAAUACCAUAUUAUGUUCUUUGCAUAAGACUUCCUAGGAACUUAAAAACUAAAAUGUAAAACCUGACCAAACUUUCUUUUCAACUAAAUAUAGACAUCAAAAUAUAUUUUAGCCCUCAAAUUGCCAAAUGAGUGCUUACUGGGUUUCCUGCCUUCCUGUUAAAAGACACAUUUGUUCUGACAUCUUGACCUCUUAUUGGUGCUGUAGUAUUUAAAUAUAAAUUGUUUACGUUGAGUUAGCAAGAUGUCAGAUGGGUGUAGAUCUUGGCUAAAGUAAAUGUGAGUAGUAUAUUUUGUUGUUUUCUUUCACUCAGUGCCAUUACAGCUCAGUCUGAUUACAGAUCAGUGUGAAAAUCCCCCUCAGUGCCAACCACACAGUGCCAACAGGCUGCAGCUGAUCCAGAAUCAGUGGCUGUCAUGAGAGUGGAUGUUGGGGAGGAUGUGGAGGAUGGGGAUGAACAGCUGAGAGGAAUGGGAGUACAGGCGGUGUUGCAGACUGCAGUAAUGAGUGCAAUUUCUGUUUUGGAGGUGCAAUUUCAUAAUAAUGUGCAAUUUCCGAAAGAAAGAUUCCCGUUCCAGCAGGUUUUACAUUCGAAGAUGACAAACUGGCUGCAUUGUCAGCAAAAGAGGCUUUGUUGGUCACAGAGAUGCUCGUCUGAGAAAUAGAGACUGGGAGUCAAAAGACUCUCUGAACCGCGAAGGGUUUCAUUCCAGAAAUACAUGAUCACUUUUUCACAUGAAAUUCAAUACACUACUGUCUUGUAGGCAAAAAUCUAAAGAUCAUUUGUAAUUUUUAUCAGGAAUUCAUAACAUGCUUUACCUUAAUGUCAGGAUCAGUUUACCAAAACAAGACUUGAUUGAUGAUUAUUUCAAAUGUUUUUUCAUGUGUUUUUGUAAUGAAACUCUUUCUUUCACCUUGGGAGGCAAAAAUGCUCACGUCCACUUUAUACAGCUUGUUUUUUCUACUUUCCACAUCCCUGAUUAAUGAUGUCACUUUCAAUGUGUAGUGUUUGUGUAUAAAGCACCAUAAAUUACCCUACCCCCCUCAAAAGAGCAAAACAAAACAAAAAAAAAAAGUGUGUAAACAUCACUGUUGUGAACUUAAAACUUGUGAUAAGCUCUAACUAACACAUAUUUCAUGCAUGUUGUGCCUGCUGGGAAUCAGCAUCUGUCUGUGUAAUGAGACUGGUGUGUAGACGUGCCGUGUGUGUGUGUGUGUGUGUGUGUGUGUGUGUGUGUGUGUGUGUGUGUGUGUGUGUGUAGUCAUGCUGUUUUGGGUUGAUGGGUGGGUGGGAUAUUAAAUGGGAAAUGGAGUUAAUUGUCGGUUAUGUGAUUAUCUCAGAGUGCGAUUAAUUUAGGAUAUGGUUUCGGGGGCUGAUGUCUUCCCCACUGACCAAUUUGACAGUGACAACGAAAACUGUCGGAAUGAUAGAGGCAUGUCACACCUUUUAAUUGGCUCUGGGAUUCAAGCAGAGACACUAUUAAAUGGAGCUGACUGUUGCCUAUAGCUGAGGUGGUUUUCAGACCUGGGGGUGUGAUAUGCACUUCAGUAAUCUGUCAGUCUUAGACACGGUUGUUUUUUUUUUUUACCAUUGUUCUUUAUUUAACGCUACGAUCCCACGUUCUUUCACAGUUUGAGAAAACAUUUAGGGAUCAUGUAACCCUUUAAAACGCACCUUAAACUCUCAACUUGAAAAGUUGCCGUUUGAUAUUAACAUAAAAGCAGCAGUCGUCAUCUGUAACACUGUCCAUAGUCGAUAUGACUGAUUUCAUGUUUCACUGUGAUGAGUAUCCAUGAUGGAGGAUGGUGCAGAAAUCCACCCUAAAACAGAAUUUCCUUCCACCUUGGAAAGGCAAUUGAUUAAAACCCGCAAAAAGCAAGGUCUCAAAUGAGCUGAGAAUAUUUCUGUCAAUAUAAUUUCUUUGUGAACUCUAUCAUGCUGAAUAUAGAGACACUUUAUCAAUCUGCUGUAUUGACUAAAAUAAGAGAACGGCUCAAAGCCAGGUAUACAGUGGAAAGCAUCUUUUUUCAUGGACGUUGGCACAUUUUCUGCUUCAGCUGUUCGAGCGAAGAUGAAACAAAACAACCACAGGAGACAACCAGGAAGGAGCCUCAAAUUUAAAUAUAUUAUCAAAAGGGCAAAAUGUAUACAGACCUGGGCUGUAUUUUUAAGGACAGGACACAACUGUAAUGUUCACAAAUAUUCUGAAAGAUCAUUGGAAUAAUAUUUGAAUUGUUUAUUUGUCUUCAACUCAUCCAAUGUAAUUGUAAGACUAAAGGAACAGUUCCAGAUUGGGGAAAUAAGUUUAUUUGCUUUUUAGCCGAGACUUAUACCACGCUCAUGUUUGAAACAGCCGCUUCCAAUCUUUAUGCUAUGCUAAGCCACUGCACUCUGGGUAAGAAAAUAAAGUGUCUAUCUAAAAUUUCAGACCAUUCCUUUCAGCUUAAACAAAGGAAGUGUCCAUAUUUUUAGAAAUUAAUAGUACAUGCCAACCUAUUUGGCUCCUAUUUGGAUUACACAACAUAAAUAUGUACAGAAAGAUGAAGUUCAGGAAGUGAUUUUCUUUGUAACAACUCAUUAUAGACGUGAAAUGAAACUCUAUCUGAAAA